This is a messenger RNA of Suillus bovinus, 1930 nucleotides long. RefSeq lists its product as uncharacterized. Bases 158 to 1657 code for a protein of 499 amino acids. Lineage: Eukaryota; Fungi; Basidiomycota; Agaricomycetes; Boletales; Suillaceae. Gene Ontology annotation, cellular component: SCF ubiquitin ligase complex. The transcript is spliced from 3 exons. The record is from RefSeq and is a predicted model, not a curated record. Gene Ontology annotation, biological process: SCF-dependent proteasomal ubiquitin-dependent protein catabolic process.
GUGGUGUUGUUAGUGAACACCAGGUGAACACGGUCAAAUAUUUUAGAAUCCUUCAUCAACAAAAGUGGCAAGGCGGCAAUCUAUGGGAGUGGCGUAGCUAAGCUGCUGGCUUCCAUUUUCAGAUGGAGCUGAGCAUUGCUCUAUCGAUAUCAGAUCGAUGCAUCGGGCUCUACUCAUUUUCGAAAUCCUCCUAGAGAUAUUUAAGCAUGUCAAUGCAACCCAGGACCCAAUCGCCUUGUUUCUUCCGAAGAUAUCGGCGCCAACAUACCUUGCAGCACUUGCAAGGACGUGUAAAACAUUCUACGAACCCGCCAUGAAUGAACUGUGGGCUGAAAUCUAUGGAUUAAAUCCACUGCUAGGCUGUGUCACAAGGUUGUAUCCAAUAAUAUACCGUGCAAAGCGCCCCUCGUACAAACAUCCUGACUUUGACGACAUCGAACCUUUAUCGGCGAAUGAAGCUCGUCAAUUCUUGCGUCACGCUGCCCGCGUACGCUCAAUACAUCUUGAAGUAGCAUUUAACCAUCAUUUUCGUCUUCUGUCAGUCCUCCCGGAAAAGACAUGCAUGUUUCCGAGGCUGCAGUCGUUAUUUACGGCUUCGCUUCCAUGUCCGACUAGAUAUCUGCAUCUUUUUCUGUCUCCCACCCUGCGUCGUUGUGUCCUUUGCGCCAUUGUUUCGGAUCUCAAAUUGAUUGUAACCCGGUGUACUGCUCUCGAACACUUAUACUUGAUGAGCAGCGGUCCCACCUCAUCAGAUACGAUGUCCAUUUUAUCUGACAGUGUCCGUGUGUGCAAGCGGCUUGUAACUCUGUAUUUUCCACCUCUCGACUGGGCAGCAUGGGAGCAUCUCUCCAACCUCCCUACCCUUUUCACUGUCACAGUUGAUAUGAGGAGUAUGGUCACUUCCCCAUCAAAUCUCGAUAAUAUCUCCCUCGGACCCUUCCUCAACCUCACAGCUCUUUCUUUUAGGGCACAAACGGCUGCGUACAUCACAUCACUCAUGCAACACUCAGAAUUCCCUUCCCUGAAAGAUAUCGUCAUUUCUUUCUGUCAAUUCCCUUGGGCAGAUGCUGAGCGGUUUUUUUAUGCCAUAUCUCAGUUUAAAGCAUGCCAGACCCUUGAAAAAAUUAGGAUAACAUCCUGGUGUUCGGGAGGUCAGGAUCCGGACAACUCAUGGACAGCAAUCACACAUCUCCGUCGUUGUCCGCAGCUCCGAGUCUUGAAUCUCCAAUGUCCUUAUUGCUGUGCCCACCUUGACAACAACAGUCUUUUGGAAGCCAUGUCAUGUUGGCCACACAUCCGCUCUCUAGAAUUAAAUGAUACAAAAUGUCGUCAAGCCACCAUUACAUUCCGUGGACUGUUCGCAGCGCUCCGUCAAUGUCCUCAUUUGGAUACGCUCAGAAUGUUGAUCGACGCCAUGAAUAUUGACGUUGACCCUACAACGGAGCCAUCAUCAUCUCGACAUACAUCGCUUCAACUAUUGGAUGUACGCUCCGCUAAGGUCGUGGAUACAGAGGCUGUUGCUCGUAUCAUCUUCUCUAUGCUUCCUUGCGUCGACAAGGUCUACCAUGCCCCGGAUUCCAGCCAUGCGAAUGCGUGGCACGAGGUCCGGAACUAUCUCAAAGAUCUCAAAUCUUCCGCAGUCGUUGAGAGUCCUUGAUUCAAAAAUGCAGCUGCAGAGGCCUAUAUCCGUAUUCAGAUCUGGUAGGAGUUGUCGUCAAUUGUUAGGAUAUAGGAAGUGGAAACGAGCGAUGGAGAUUUGCGAUGAACGUCUUUACUACUCAAGCAAUAAAAACAGAUCGCAAGAGGCUUGCGAGCGUUGAAUGAUCAGCCAACGUGACUAGGCCGAAGGUUGUUUGUUGUACAACGUUCUACUGUACCACUUCGAUUAUGCAUGUGGUAUUUGACGUUCAACUGAUGAUAUUUUCGUCGU